This is a messenger RNA of Eimeria tenella, 597 nucleotides long. Its product is annotated as ribosomal protein L7/L12, putative. Gene Ontology annotation, cellular component: ribosome. The record is from RefSeq and is a predicted model, not a curated record. Bases 1 to 597 code for a protein of 198 amino acids. Gene Ontology annotation, molecular function: structural constituent of ribosome. The transcript has 5 exons. Gene Ontology annotation, biological process: translation. NCBI's taxonomy places the organism in Eukaryota, Apicomplexa, Conoidasida, Eucoccidiorida, Eimeriidae.
AUGUUCCGGGGCGCUAGCCGCUGUGCGCAGCAGCGGCUGCUGCUGCUACCACAGCAGGACUUGCUGCUGCAGCGGCAGCAGCAGCAGCAACGCAUGCAGCAGCACCUGCUGCAGCAGCAAGCCGCGUUUUCCUCCUCAUACGAUAUCUUCAAGAAGCUGCAGGACCCGCCAAGCGGCGGAGAGUCCACACAGCUUGCGCGGAAGCCGUCAGAGAAGGUGCUGCGCCUGGUUGAUGAGGUGAUGAACUUGACGCUAAUUGAAGCAGCAGAUCUCUGCGACCUCUGCCAGGAGAAGUUGGCGCAGCGAGGAGGCGGCCCCGCGUUUAAUGCUGCUGUUGCUGCUGGGCGUUCUCCUUUCCCCCACCCCUCCAGUCUUUUUGCUGGCCAACUUGCUGCUGGGGGUUUUGGGUUUGCUGCUGGAGGGACGAUGCCUGCUGCUGCUGCUCCUCCCCCUCCUGCUGCUGCAGCUGCAGCAGAAGCAGCACCAGCAGCGGGUGGCUCCGCAGCUGCUGCACCUCCAGAAGGUGUCCCCAUUGCUGAGGCUGAGGCGCUCAAGGCGAAGCUGGAGGCCGCUGGAGCUCAGGUGGCUCUCGAGUAG